UUGUCCCCCUAACUAGGGUAGUUACGACUAAUAAAUUAAGUUGUACGGCAGUGGGGGCUACUAUUCUCUCGUCAGUCAAAUACUUAUUUCCUGCAUCGGGCAGCUUAAUAUCGUAACUCACCCAUCCACGUUCAAAAGCUAAACCGUUGCGAUACCUAUCGCUUUAAAAAAUCUUGUUAGCAUACGAGAGACUUUUCGUAUAAAAGCGCGUACUUCUCCGUUUCGGUGACGCGUUUAAAAAUCGCAACUUGUAUCCUUAUCGUUAGAUGACGAUGGAUGAAGAGGCAGACGUGCGUCUUACGUUGGAAUAUGUGCGCGAAUUGAUAAAGAAAGACGAACCCGAUGUGGAGAUAGACACUUUGGAGGAAGAGCCCGGCUCGGGAAGAGGUGAUAAUUACACGUCUAUGCUGUAUCGUGUUCGAGCGAAAGGCCGGAAACUAACGAAAACUGGUGAAUGGGCAAAUUGCGAGCGUGUGAUCAUUUAUAAGGUUCUACCACUAUCGAGAGAAAAUCGCGAGGCUUAUAAAAGUGAGCUAUUGUUUAAAAACGAAGUAGCAUUCUAUACGAAUGUGUGGCCCGCUUUGAAUCAAUUACAAGCGGACGGUAAAAAUGUCUUUCGCGGUGUCGCGAAGAUAUACGUUGCGCGCCUCGAUCUGAUCGCUAUGGAGGAUCUACGAGAAAAGGGCUACGUAAUGGUAGAUAGAAGAAAAGGACUGCAGCUGGAUCAUUUGAAGCGAGUGCUGAAAGUAUUAGCGGGAUUUCACGCGCUUAGUUUGACUCUGAGGAAGACUAGGCCGGAAGAAUUUGAAAGACUCACGGAUCCCAAUGGCCAAGGCGUGCAAGAAUGUCUGUUUCGAAUGGAGAACGAGGAUUGGUAUCGUCAGUACUAUCACGUCGGUACUAAUAACGCGAUCAGGAUGGUAUCCGAUGGUCUGCCUCCUCAAAUGGAACACAAGAGAACCGAAGUAAUGGACAAGCUACAAGCGUUUCUUAACAAACAUGAAUUUUUCCGUACUAUGACCGAAAUAGCAGCCACGCAAGGACCUCUCACCGUGUUCUGUCACGGUGAUUGCUGGACUAAUAACAUUCUGUUUAAAGAUGUCUCGAAUGGAGAGGACGAAGAAGAUAUCUAUUUAGUUGACUUUCAACUAUCUCGGGUUGGUUCACUCGCCCUCGAUCUUGCCAACCUGUUGUACUGCUGCGCCAGCGGAGAGAUUAGACGCGUGCACAUGGAGCAGCUUCUUCAGCACUAUCAUUUCCAUCUAAUGUCGUCGUUAUGCACGCUUAAUCCAAAACAGGCGCCGAAGGAUCCGUCUGUCAUGUGGGAACUACUGAACGAAGAGAUGCGACGUUGCGGACGAUUCGGCCUGGGUCUCGCGGUCGACAUACUACCGAUCAGUACUUGCGAAAGCGAAGAAGCUCCUGAUUUGUACGAAACCCCGGAAAUCAGCGAUAAGAAUAAGGCUUUGCGAGCACCACCGCGCGGUGGUGCCGAAUGUUCCCAGCUCAUGACUGAUAUAGUUUUGGAUCUCCUUGACAAUCAUGCUUUAUAAGUUAAUAAUAGCAUGUAUACGCGUAAAGCAUAAGAAAUCAUGAAACAUGAGUAUUUUUAAAGGAUCUUUCUUACGACGUUACGAAAUAAAUUACACUAUCAUAAUAUGACCGAUAUGAAACUAUAUAAAUCAGGAGGCAUAUAAGAAAAAUUCGCCGAGCUCGAUCGAAGAAAGACAAAUAAAACGAAUAUUAUCCUACA
Messenger RNA from Ceratina calcarata, 1753 nucleotides. RefSeq lists its product as uncharacterized. The record is from RefSeq and is a predicted model, not a curated record. Lineage: Eukaryota; Metazoa; Arthropoda; Insecta; Hymenoptera; Apidae. The coding region runs from base 267 to 1553 and encodes 428 amino acids. The transcript is spliced from 4 exons.